Globicephala melas (long-finned pilot whale) is the source of this 8078-nucleotide messenger RNA. It is a transcript of the gene FAM185A, whose product is annotated as family with sequence similarity 185 member A. The record is from RefSeq and is a predicted model, not a curated record. NCBI's taxonomy places the organism in Eukaryota, Metazoa, Chordata, Mammalia, Artiodactyla, Delphinidae.
GCGAGGAGUCAUGGUCAGCGUGGAUACUUAGAGCUUUGAAAUUCCAAUUUGCCCCCGAGGCGUGUGUAGCUGAGGUUUAAAUUGCUGAACGAAGUGAGCAGUCUUGCUGUUGCUUUAGCACACCCUCUCAAGUGUCUCCCUUCUGACUUGCGCCGGCACAGCGGCCAAGUCGACUGGCCGUGGCGAGACUAGCCUGUGGCUGAGGUGAACUGAGGAAGCGUGAGAGCACGCCAUGUUCGUCCCCUGCUCGGGAUGGCGGCUGGGCUGCCUCCGGCUCUGUCUGCUCCGAGUGUGGGCCAGCGAGGUCGCGGGGCGCUGUGCGUGCGGGGCCUGUCAGGCCCGGCUGUACGGCUCAGGUGGGUCCCAGCCCGACGUCUCUCGGUCUGGUCCCGCGCGCCGGACUCUGAAGGAGUGGGCACUUCUGGUGAGCCCUUUCGGCCGGCUGCGGACGCGGCUCCCGUGCUCCCUAGCCGUGAGGCCCUUGGACCCUCUCACCUACCCGGAUGGCGACCGCGUGCUGGUGGCGGUGAGCGGAGUGGAGGGUGGGGCCGUGGCCAGCCUGCAGGUGAGGUACGACGAGGCGCAGAAGGAGGUGGCCAUCGUGUCUGAUGUCAUCGACCCCCAGGCGUCCGUGGAAGUGAACGCGCCCCUGAAGUUUGAUUUGAAUAUCAAGUCAUCAGGAUCUGGCUGUGUAAAAGUCCAAAAUAUUGAGUGUGAUAAUUGCAAAAUUGAAACCGAACAGGGGACCAGCAUCUUACAGUCAGUUAAGAGUCAAAAAUUACAUAUUCAAACAAAAGGAGGUAAAGUGAUCUGCCUGGGAACAGUUUAUGGAAAUAUAGAUAUUCAUGCAUCAGAUAAAAGUACUGUGACCGUAGAUAAACUGCAGGGAAGUUCUGUUAAUGUAUCUACUGAAGAUGGUUUGCUGAAAGCCAAGUGUCUUUACACAGAAUCAUCAUUUCUAUCUUCUGCUGCUGGGGAUAUUACAUUAGGAAGUGUUCAUGGUAAUAUAACAUUACAAAGCAAGAUGGGUAACAUCACAGUAGAUUCGUCUUCUGGAUGUCUAAGUGCCUCGACUUAUCAGGGUGCCAUAGAUGUUUAUGUCAGCCAACUGGGAAAAGUGGAAUUGAAAUCCCAUAAAGGAUCUGUUCUUGUCAAGGUUGCAUCUUCUCUUCAAGCUUAUUUACAGUUAUCAGGGAAAGAGAUUGAUGUGAACUCAGAAGUCCAUGUUGAAGAAAUGGAUGAAGCUCAUAAAGAUGACGGUAUAAUAAUUACUGGCCUCCUGAAUCAAGCAAGCAAACAUGAAAAAUGGAUUAAGGCUGAUGCUCCAAAAGGCACUGUAAGCUUUAGAAGCCAAAGCUGGUUUCAGUCCCUGAAACUGCAGGACUAAGAAUGGUUUGAGUUAUGUUUCUAAAUUUUAACAACGAUUAGUAGAUCUGUGACUACAAAAACUCAAAUACCACUGUUCAUAUAAAUGUUGAAAACAAUAAAUUGGGAUGUCUUGGGGCAGCCUUUUCAAAAUUUGUACUUAGCUAUUAGUUUUCUUCUGUAACAAAUUACCACAAACUUAUUGACUUAAAAUAAUACCUGUUUGCCCUGGGAUCUCCUGGACCCUGACUCCACCCAGCAGUAACCCAGCACUAGCCCCAGGGCCUCCCAGGGUUCUGCCAUCAACCAUCAACCAGUGGACAGCAGCAUCUGCACAAGGCAGGACCUGGCAACCAAGCAGACCAGGGGCCAACCUAGCCUAUCAGACCACGUACAUAGUCAGCCUGCCAAAACAGAAAGACCCACACAACCCUCAUAGGAGGAACCCCUAGAGCAUAUAACUGUUGAGAGGAGAGUGCACUGCUGGAACACAAAAGGUCACUUCUUCAAGGUUGGGAAACGUAACCAACCUACCAGGUACAUAAAAAUAAAAACAACUAGUUAGGCAAAAUGAGGCAACAGAGGAACAUAUUCCAAACAAAGGAUUAAGUUAAAACACCAGAAAAAGAACUAAGUGAAGUGAAGAUAUGCAAUCUAACCAAGAAAGAGUUCAGGAGUGUGAUUGUACAGAUGAUCAAAGAACUCGGGAAACAAAUGGAUGCACAGAGUGAGACAUUAGAAGUUUUUAACAAAGAGUUAGAAAAUAGAAAGAACAACCAAAGAGAGAUGAAGAAUACAAUAACUGAAAUGAAAAAUACACUAGAGGGAAUCAGUAGUAGACUAAAUGAUACAGGGAAAUGGAUUAGUGAGCUGGAAGACAGAGUAGUGGAAAUCAGUGAUGCUGAAGGAAAAAAAAAGAAAUGAGGACAGUUUAGGAGACUUCUGGGACAUCAAGCUCACUAAUAUUUGCACUAUAGGAUUCCCAGAAGGAGAAGAGAAAGAGAAAGGGGCUGAGAACAUAAUUGAAGACAAUAGCUGAAAACUUCCCUAACCUGGGAAGGGGAAACAGACAUCUAAGUCCAGGAAGUGCAGUGAGCACCAUACAGGAUUAACCUAAAGAGGCAGACACCAAGACACAUUGUAAUUAAAAUGGCAAAAAUUAAAGACAAAAGAGAAUAUUAAAAGCAGCAAGGGAAAAGCAACAUGUUACAUAAAAGGGAAUUCCCAUAAGGCUAUCACCUGACUUUUCAAAAGAAACUCUUCAGGCCAGAGCAGCAUGGCAUGAUAUAUUUGAAGUGAUGAAAGGGAAAAACCAAAACCCAAUAAUACUCUGCAAGGCUCUCAUUCAGAUUUGAUGAAGAGAUAAAAAGCUUUACAGAGAAGCAAAAGCCAAGAGUUCAGCAUCACCAAAUCGGCUUUAAAGAAAUGUUAAAGGAACUUCUGUAAGCAAAAAAGGACACAAGAAACAUGAAAAUCAUGAAAGGAGAAAGCUCAUUGGUAAAAGCAAACAUAUAGUAAAGGUAGGAAAUCAUUCAUGCACAAAGCUAGUAGGAAGGUUGAAAGACAAAAGUAGUAAAAUUGUCUAUAUCCACAAUAAGUAGUUAAGGGAUACACACACAAUUAUAUGUAAAAAGUGAUAUCAAAAACAGUAAUCAUGAGGGUAGGAGAGUACAAAUUCUGCGUUGUUAAAAUGCAUUGGAAAUUAAGAGAUCAGCAACUUCAAACAAUCGUGUAUAUGUAGAUUGCUAUAUGUAAAUCUCAUGGUAACCACAAACCAAAAAUCUAUAAAAGAUACACACGCAAAAAAGAAAAAGGAAUCCAAACAUAACACUAAAGGUAGUCAUCAAAUCACAAAAGAAGAGAACAAAAGAAGGAACAAAAAAGACAUACAAAAACAACCCCAAAACAGUGAACAAUAUGGCAAUAAGAAUAUACAUAUCAAUAAUUACUUUAAGUAUAAAUGGAUUAAAUGCUCCAAUCAAAAGACAUAGAGUGACUGAAUGGAUUAAAAAACAAGACUCAUAUAUAUGCUGCCUACAGGUGACUCACUUCAGAUCUAAAGACACACACAGACUGAAAGUGAGAGGAUAGAAAAAGGUAUUCCAUGCAAAGGGAAAUCAAAAGAAAGCCAGGGUAGCAAUAUUUAUAUCAGAUGAAAUAGACUUUAAAACAAAGACUGUAAGAAAAGACAAAGAAGGACAUUACAUAAUGAUCAAGGGAUCAAUCCAAAGAGAAGAUACAGCAAUUAUAAAUAUAUAUGCACCCAGCAUAAGCAAAGCUAAACACACAAAGCAAAUAUUAACAGACAUACGGGGAGCAAUGGACAGUAACACAAUAGUAGUAGGGAAUUUAAUACCCCAUUUACAUCAAUGGACAGAUCAUCCAGACAGAAAAUCAAUAAGGAAACACAGGCCUUAAAUGAUACACUAAACAAGAUGGAACUUAUAUAAACAUUCCAUCAGAAAGCAGCAGAAUACACAUUCUUUUCAAGUGCACAUGGAACAUUCUCCAGGAUAGAUAACAUGCUAGGCCAGAAAACAAGCCUUGGUAAAUUUAAGAAAAUUGAAAUCAUGUCAAGCAUCUUUUCUGACCACAAUGCUGUGAGACUAGAAAUCAACUACAAGAAAAAAGAAAAACCUGCAAAAAAUAUAAACAUGUGGAGGCUAAACAAUAUGCUACUAAACAACCAAUAGAUCACUGGUGAAAUCAAAGAAGAGAUAAAAGAAUACCUGGAGACAAAUGAAAACAAAAACACAACAAUCUAGAAUCUCCGGGAUGCAGCAAAAGCAGUUCUCAGAGCACAGUUUAUAGCAAUACAAGCCUGCCUCAGGAAACAAGAAAAAUCUCCAAUACACAACCUAACAUUACACCUAAAGGAACGAGAAAAAGAAAAACAAACAAAACCCAAAAUUAGUCAAAGGAAAGAAAUCAUAAAGGUCAGAGCAGAAAUAAAUGAAAUAGACUCUUAAAAAAAAAAGAAAAGAUCAGAGAAGCUAAGAGCUGGUUCUUUGAAAAAAUAAAGAAAAUUGAUAAACCUUUAGCCAGAUUCAUGAAGAAAAAAAGAGGAUCCAAAUUAAUAAAAUCAGAAAUGAAAAAGGGGAAGUUACAACUGAUGCCAUGGAAAUAGAGGAUCAUAAGAGACUACUAGAAACAACUAUGUGUCAAUAAAAUGGACAAUGUUGAAGAAAUGGGCAAAUCCUAGAAAUGUACAGUCUUCCAAGAGUGAACCAGCAAGAAGCAGAAAAUAUGAACAGACCAAUUAGAAAUAAUGAUAUUGAAUUAGUAAUAAAAAAACCCUUCCAACAAACAAAAGUCCAUGGCCUGAUGGCUUCACAGAUGAAUUCUGCCAAACAUUUAGAGAAGAGUUAACACUUACGCUUAUUAUACUAUUCCAAAAAAUUGCAGAGGAAGGAACACUUCCAAACUGAUUCUACAUGGCCAGCAUCACCCUGAUACCAAAAGUAGACAAAGAUAUCUCACACAUACACAAAUUACAGGCAAUUAUCACUGAUGAACAUUGAUGUAAAAAUCUUCAAUAAAACAUUAGUAAACCGAAUCCAACAAUACAUCAAAAGGAUCAUAUACCAUGAUCAAGUGGGAUUUAUCCUAGGGAUGCAAGAAUUUUUCAAUAUCCACAAAUCAAUCAGUGUGAUACGCCACAUUAAUGAAGAAUAAAAACCAUAUGAUCAUCCCAAUAGAUGCAGAAAAAGCUUUUGACAAAAUUCAGCAUCCAUUUGUGAUUAAAAACUCCCAGAAAGUGGGCCUAGAGGGAACACACCUCAACAUAAUAAAGGCCAUAUAUGACAAACCAAUGCUAACAUCAUACUUAGGGGUGAAAAGCUGAAAGCAUUUCCUCUAAGAUCAGUAACGACAAGGAUGCCCAUUCUUGCCACUUUUAUUCUGCAUAGUUUUGGAAGUCCUAGCCACAGCAGUCAGACAAGAAAAAGAAAUAAAUGGAAUCCAAAUUGGAAAGGAAGAAGAAAAACUGUACUGUUAGCAGAUGACAUACUAUACAUAGAAAAUCCUGAAGAUACCACCAAAAACUACUAGAGCUCAUCACUAAAUUUGUGAAGUUGCAGGAUACAAAAUUAAUACACAGAAAUCUGUUGUGUCUCUAUACACUAACAAUGAACUAUCAAAAAGAGAAAUUAAGAAAACAAUCCCAUUUACCAUCACAUCAAAAAGAAUAAAAUACCUAGGAAUAAACCUGCCUAAGUAGGUAAAAGACCUGUACUUGGAAAACUAUAAGACACUUACAAAAGAAAUUGAAGGCAAUCCAAACAGAUGGAAAGGUAUGCUGUGUUCAUGGAUUGGAAGAAUUGAUAUUGUAAAAUGACCAUACUAGCCAAGGCAAUCUACAGAUUCAAUGCAAUCUAUAUCAAAAUACCAAGGGCAUCUUUUUCACACAACUAAAAUAAUUAUUCCUAAAAUUUGUGUGGAAACACAGAAGACCCUGAAUAACUAAAAAAAUCUUCAGAAAGAAGAACAGAGCUGGAGGAAUCAUGCUCCCUGUCUUCAGACUAUACUGUAAAGCUACAGUUAAUCAAAACAGUGUGGAAUUGGCACAAAAACAGAUAUGUAGAUCAGUGGAACAGAAUAGAGACCCAGUAAAUAAACCCACACACUUAUAGUCAAUUAAUCUAUGACAAAGGAGGCAGGAAUAUAUUACAGUGAAAAAAAGUCUUUUCAAUAAGUGGUGCUGGGAAAACUGGACAGCUACAUGUAAAAGACUAGAAUUAGAAUAUUCUCUAAAACCAUAUGCAAAAACAAACUCAAAAUGGAUUAAAGAUCUAAAUGUAAUACCAGAAAGCAAAACUUGUAGAAGAAAGCAUAGGCGGAACACUCUUUGACAUAAAUUGUAGCAAUAUUUUGGGAGAUCUGUCUGCUGAAGCAAAGGAAAUAAAAGCAAAGAUAAACAAAUGGAACCUAAUUAAAUUUAAAAGCUUUAGCACAGCAAAGGAAAUCAUCGACAAAAUAAAAACGCAACCUACUGAAUAGGAGAAAAUAUUUGCAAAUGAUAUGACCCAUAGAGGUUUAUAUCCAAAAUAUACAACAGCUUUUACAACUCAACAUCAAAAAAAAAAAAAAAAGAAAAAAGAAACCUGAUUAAAAAAUGGGCAGAAGACCCAAAUAGAUAUUUUUCUAAACAAGUCAUACAGAUGGGCACAGGCACUUGAAAAGAUGCUCAACAUCAUUAAUAAUCAGAGAAAUUCAAACUAAAACCCCAAUGAGAUAUCACCUCACAUUUGUCAAAAUGGCUAUCAUUGUAAAAGAUCACAAAAAAUGUUGGCAAGGAUGUGGAGAAAAGGCAAACUUCUUACACUUGGUGAGAAUGUAAAUUGGUGCAGCCACCAUGGAAAACAGUAUGGAGGUUUAUCAAAAAAACAAAAAAUAGGACUAACAUGACCCAGCAAUUCCACUCCUGGGUAUUUAUCUGAAAAAAACAAAAAUACUAAUUUAAAAAGAUACAUGCACCCCAGUAGUCAUAGCGUUAUUUAUAAUGGGUAAAAUAUGGAAGCAACCUAAGUGUUCAUUAACAGAUGAAUGGAUAAAGAAGAUGUGGUACGUACAGACACACACACACACACACACACACACACACACACUGGAAUACUACUCAGCCAUGAAAAAGAAUGAAAUUUUGCCAUUUGCAGCAACAUGGAUGGACCUGGAGAGUAUUAUGCUAAGUGAAAUAAGUCAGAGAAAGACACUGUAUGAUAUCACUUGUAUGUGGAAUGUAAAAAAUAAAACAAACUAGUGAAUAUAACAAAAAAGAAGCAGACUCACAGAGAACACACAUCAGUGGUUACCAAUGGGGAGAGGGAAGUGGGGAGGGGCAGGAUAGGGGUAGGGGAUUACGAGGUACAAACUACAAUAUAUAAAAUAAGCUACAAGGAUAUAUAGUACAACACAGGAGAUAUAGCCAAUAUUUUAUAAUAACUAUAAAUGGAGCAUAACCUUUAAAAAUUGUCAAUCACUAUGUUGUACACCUGAAACUUAUAUAAUAUUGUAUAUCAACUACCUCAUUAAAAUUUUUUGAAAAAUAAAAUCAGUUGUAAAGCUGAAAAAACUAAUACUAACACCUGUUUAUCAGCUCAUAGUUCUGUAGGUCGAGCUCAGCAUGGUUAGAUUCUCUGCUCGGGUUAUCCACAAGGCUGGACUUAAGGUAUUGUCCAGGCUGAGCUCUCAUCUAGAUGAUCUGAGGAAUAGUCUACUUCCAGGCUCAUUCGUAUUGUUGGCAAAAUGCAGUUCCUUGUGACUGUGUGACUGAGAUCUCUGUUUCCAUGCUGGCUGUCAGUUGGCAAUCACUCUAAAUUUCUAGAGGCCACCUGCAUCUCUUUUAUAUGGCCUUCUCUUCAGGCCAGCACUAAUGCAAUCAGUCCUUGUCAUGCUGUGAAUAUCUGAGCUCUUUUUCUGCAGCCACCUUGGGAUAACUCUGCUUUUAAAGAGCUCAGAGGAUUAGGUCAGGCCUACUCAGGAUAAUCUUUGUUUUGCCAUAUAAUGUAACAGUCAUGGAGUGAUAUCUCAUCACAUUCAUAGUUUCCACUUAUACUCAAGAAGAAGACAUUUUACAAAAAUAUAGGUAAUAGGGGGCAGCUAUUUUGAAAUUCUUUGUACCAGAGCUCUUGUGUAACAUGUUUUCUACUUACUAUUGUGCUUACUAUGACAACAGUAUAACUUUAAGCUGUGAAUAAAACACAUCACAAAUAUGA